CGAAAAGAAAAGAAAUAAAGGGAGAAAUUCGAAGCAAAAGAUCGGUCAAAGGGUUCGAAGAAAGUUUUUAACCGUGGUCAAGGAGAAGUCGCCUUUUAAGUCUGCAAUACUGUACGGAUCAUAUCAGCUUUUUUGUCUUUUCCUCAUUUCCCCCGCUCAAGCAACGUACACAGAAGAAGCAAGAUUCCGCCUUCGAAACAGAGAAAGGGAAGGUCAGUCUCCGGCGAUGGACAUCGAAGAUGAAGAAAUAUGCCGGAUUUGCAGGUUACCCGGAGAUCAAGACAACCCUUUGAGGUACCCAUGCGAGUGUAAAGGUUCCAUCAAGUUCGUUCACCAAGAAUGCCUGCUUCAAUGGCUCAAUCAACGUCAAUCUGAGAAAUGCGAGAUCUGCAGGCAUAGAUUCUCAUUUGCUCCUGUUUAUCUGGACAACGCCCCCAACAGGCUUACGCUGACAGAAUUCAUGAUUGGCUUGGGAACAAGAGUGUUUAAUCUGGUGAAGCCUUGGGUUCUGUUUUUUCUUGCCUGGUUCGUGGUGAUUCCCUUGAGCACUUAUUGGAUUAUCAGACUGGCUUUGGGUAAGGCAGCUACUGAUAAAACUGAGAGAUAUUUUAUGACCAAAUUGUCUGUUCCCUGGAUUGCCUCUGCUUCUGUCCUUGGUGGGUGUUACUGCUCCUGGAUUGCAUUGCUCAUGGUGGGUAUCUCCAUUGUAAGAGCAUCCACAGUAUGGCUGGACGGGAUACUUGCCCCCUUACCUGCUGAGAUUAUUAUCCAAAUACAGGGACUUGUUGGAGUUCCUGAGACGAUUUUUUGGAGACACACACGAAUUCUUUGUGAUUGGUGGUAUCAGUUCAUUGAUCUCCCACUCGGACCACAAGCUGCUUUUGUUAGAAACGCACCUCUUCAUGAGUUUGAAGCCAUCAGGAGGUUUCUUUUCUUUCUUGAUGACAAUGUCUUUGUUGUUCUUGUCACCAAUGUAUUUGUGUCUUAUCUCUUCGUCCUAGUACCAUUUUCCAUUGGCCAGAUAGUUUUAACUCUCUUGGACAUUUUCCCGCCCAUGAGACCAAAGGUUUUGUCGACCCCUGUUCUUGCUGGAUAUGUGAUUUUACUGACACUUAUCUUCUCUUACCUUGGAAGUUCCAUAGCUUUGAAACUCCUAUCAAUUUUGCGGAUUUCUUUGGUAUCCUUCUGGAAAAGCCUCUCUGGGAUCAUUAAGCACUUCAUUACCAUAACCAGGUGGUUCUUGGUUGGAUUGCCAUCCCUUAUUCUGAAGUUUCCAUCCCUCCUAUGGAAUUCCCUGGUAGCAGUCUGGAAAAAUCUAGCUGAGAUCACUAAGCAGCUUGCAGCAAUAGUCAUGAUUGCUCCAGUAUUGUCCAUUAAAUUUGGUGUUUUGCCUUUGAUACUCGGUUUCUGGGUCGAUAUCUGCACAUUUCCUGUACCAGAAGGGACGAUAACCCAUAGACUUGAGUUUCUUUCGGCGGAUCCAUCCAUGAAUAUCAUAUAUUGGUCCAUAGGGAUUUUUUACUUGGCAAUGGCGUGGACUUACUUGGACCUUAUCCAAAAGAUCGUUCAUAAACGAGCCUUUUGGUUUCUCCAAGAUGUUACUGAUCCAUUGUACCGCAUUUCGGAACUGCAUUUGUGUGGCAUCCUCUUUGCACUUGCUUUCCAUGGGGUAUUCAUUGUGAUUGUACUUCACGUACCAGUAAAAAUGAUCACUCUUUUAUGCCCAUCAUUCUUCCCCCUCAAGUUCUGGAAUUCAAGUGGUAAUUUUGGGCUCGAUUUAGCUGAAAUUUAUGCUUUUAAUCACUUGGCAAAGGAAACUCUCAGGAUGUUAGGCAACCUUACUGAUCCAACAAGAGUUGAACCCAUUGUUCGCAAGUGGUUCAUCUCUGUCAGUUCUUGGCUCCAGUUGAAUGAUUUCUUGCUUGAAGUACCUCAAAGCAACGCUGAUCAGACCGAGAUACCAUUAUUGGGUCGAAAUAGAUGGCCUGGAAAGUGGUUGGUGGUGUAUGCCAUAGCAGAAGGCUCUAUGAUCUUGUCUCCUGAAGAUCGGAGGGCAUACACCUCGGAAGAUGACAUCGACCCGCCGAAUGAUUCAAGUUGCAGGUUUCCACUGAAGAUUACACUAUUAUUAGUUCUAGGUGGUUUGAGCUUGCUUCUGGUAAGUACAGCAUUCAUGUCUUUGCCGUUAUUGUUGGGAAGGGCUUUCUUCAACUUCGUUCCUACGGUCGUGAUGCCUGUUGCAAUCAAAUCAAAUGAUCUCUACGCUAUCUGGCUUGGAUAUCAUAUCCUCCGAAAAACCCAGUAUGCAUAUGAUCGUAUUCAGACAGGAAGGAUCGUUUCGCUUCUUCACGAAAUCCUGAUGUUCAUGCGGAAUCUUUUGUUGAUCUUGAUCUGGAUUGUUGUCAUACCGGUGUUGCUCGGAAUCCUAAUCGAUCUGAUGGUCAUCAUCCCGCUGAGAGUUCCGAUCGAUGAAACUCCAGUAUUCCUCUUGAUUCAGGAUUGGUUACUUGGAUUAGUCUACCUACACAUCUGGAUUUUACUGGUUGCACUCGACGAGGAGAACGGCCGCUUCGCCACAAGGGCAUGGCGGGAAAAGCUCAGGAGGAUCAGAAAUGUCGGCAUCAACCAACUGCCUACCAUGUGGCUGCUGAGAGAAGUUCUGGGUUCGUUCAUAAUCACCCUUCUGACCGCUCUGUGUCUCCCGUGCGUGCUGGUUACGUCCGUAGUCUCCAUGCUCGGAUAUUCCUCGGCCGUCAGCUCAGCCGUUAGGCUGUUCGUUUGGCCAGCCUUCCUUUCCGUCAUCCUUGCAUGGUUAGACAUCAGACUGAUCAGUGAUCUCGUCAUCCGUCUUCACCGUAUGAUCUUAGAUGACAGGUAUUUGGUCGGACACAGGCUGAUAGACUUGACGGAAGAUGGAUAUGAAGGAGAAAGCUCAAGCAUUACACGCCCUUGUUUCUUGCGGAACAUAUCAGAACAGGUUCUGGUCGCCGGAGUUAUUGACUAAUGGGAUUAGUUAUGUCGGCCCGUACGAAUUUUAAUAAAAAUAAUAAUAACAACAAUAUUGAAUA
This is a messenger RNA of Tarenaya hassleriana, 3068 nucleotides long. Its product is annotated as probable E3 ubiquitin ligase SUD1. Gene Ontology annotation, molecular function: zinc ion binding. Lineage: Eukaryota; Viridiplantae; Streptophyta; Magnoliopsida; Brassicales; Cleomaceae. The record is from RefSeq and is a predicted model, not a curated record. Gene Ontology annotation, cellular component: endoplasmic reticulum membrane. Bases 227 to 3004 code for a protein of 925 amino acids. The transcript is spliced from 12 exons.